Naegleria gruberi is the source of this 1524-nucleotide messenger RNA. Its product is annotated as UBX domain-containing protein. Gene Ontology annotation, molecular function: protein binding. The record is from RefSeq and is a predicted model, not a curated record. The coding region runs from base 4 to 1383 and encodes 459 amino acids. NCBI's taxonomy places the organism in Eukaryota, Heterolobosea, Eutetramitea, Acrasida, Naegleriidae. The transcript has a single exon.
AAAAUGUCUCAACCAACACUCAAACUCGGAGGACGUCCAAACACUGGAUCCAACAACAAUGAUUAUGUGAUCGCCAAUCCUGUAAUGUCGGCAACUCUAGUAGAUAUGGGCUUUUCUAGAUACAAAUCUAAUAGAGCGCUUCAAAUGGUUAAUAAUGUUUCUAUUGAUCAAGCAAUUCAAUAUAUUUAUGAUCACUUUGCUGAAUUGGAUCAAGAGGAAAUUAUGGAUACUUCUUCAACAACAACAACAAGCACUCCUGUAACAACCAAUCCGACUCCAGUAGUAACAACAUCUUCUGAACCUGUAAAUAAUCAACCAUCAUCAAUUUUAAACUCUGGUGGUAGUAUUCCUGUUAUUUAUACAAAUCCAAACAAAUUGAAAGGAGAUUCUGUUGAAGCUAAAUUAGCUUUUGCAGAAAGAGAAAGAUUGAAAGAACAAGAAAGAAUCAGAAAGGAAAAAUUGGAAGAAAAGAAGAGAGUAAAGGCUUUGAAAGAUGCAAUGAAAAAGGAAAAGGAAGAAAAACAAGCAAGAUUGAGUGGAUCUUCAUCUUCUGCUAGUAGUUCAACAGCUUCUUCUUCUUCAACAGUAACUCCAAAGCCUUCUGAAAGUUCUGCAACAUCAGCACUCAUUCAAGUUAGAUUACCAAGAGGUAGUACUGAAAAGAUUCAACUCAAUACUCCUGGAACUCUUGCUGAUUUGUUCAAAGCUGUUUCUUCACAUUUGGAUUCUAAUGAAGCAUAUAGUAUCUUGACUCCAUUCCCUCGUAAAGAAUAUUUCGAGGAAGAUUGGCAAAACACAACUCUUGAUCAAGCUGGAUUAGUUCCAAAAGGUUCUGUAAUUCUACAAUUGACUAAAAACAAAGGCGUAGUUAUCAAAUCAGAUACAACAAUGCCAACAACCACAAUGCCUGUAGACGAUGGAAGUGAUAGUGGAGAUGAGGAACCAACUUUACCAGUAACUGGUGGUAGAACAACUGGUGGACAUGUUUUGGGAGGUCAUACAAAGCCAAUUGACGAAGAACCAGCCCUUAAUGCUAUUUUGAAGGGAAAUUCAAAUUUCAAUAAGGAAGCUUAUACUUUGCUUUUAUGUGAAAAACAAUGGAUUUUGUCCAAGUCUGAAAGUAAUGAGCAAACAGGUACUACUGUUUAUAGACAUUUGGGAGAUUCAAACUUGGGCUCUAGCUCUCUUAGUGAAUGUAUUUUAUACUCUUCCCACGGUCACGUCAGUAUGUCAAACCAUGGAGAAACGAUGGUCGGAACUUGGAGAUUUGUAGAACAACACGGUGGUGUACAUAUUGAAUUAACUUAUCAAAAUAUGGCUCAAAAUUUAAUUAUUGAAUCAAUUACAAAUGAAUGCUUGAUUUUGAAGAGAAGUAAAAAUUAAAUUUCACUAAUAUCAAUUACAUGCAUAUCUUCAAAUGUUAUUGGUUCAUAAAGUUCAUUAUUAUCAACCCCAAUCUUAAAUUGACCUUCACUAUUCCUGUUCAACUCAAAAAUUGAAAAUAAAUGCUCUACUGUCUUCGUU